AUGAGUUAUGGACCAGCGUUGAUGACCUUAUCGUUGAUCGCAUUGAUCUUUACUAUUCCACCGUUGGCAUGGAACAUUAAAUGCUCCAACAUUCCUGCUAUAUCUCUUAUCUCCUGGCUAUUCUUGAUGAAUCUAAACACCUUUAUUUCUGCGGCAAUAUGGCUGGGCAAGAACUACUCGUCUACGUACAGCGGCAGAGGGUACUGUGACAUUAUCUCCAAGCUUCAGGUGGGUGUGAAUGUCGGAAUAUGUUCAUGUGUUGGGGCAAUCGCCUUAGAUUUAUACUUAAUUUUGAAUGCCAAGUCCUCUUUGCUCUUGAACACCAAAAAGAGGCGCAUCAUUGAAGCGUGUAUGUGCUGGAUCACUCCGAUCGUUAUAAUGGCAAUUAUUUACGUCGUCCAGGAUGCUCGGUUUUUGGUAUUCAGAUACUCAGGCUGCCAGUACUCUCUAGCCCCAAACUGGGUAUCGGUAUUGAUUCUUUCUAUACCAAUGGUGUUAUGGUCUUUGACCAGCUUCGUCUUGGCGCUCAUGACAAUCAUUAAGUUCUUCCAGAUAAGAAAGGAUGUCAAAGAUAUUUUGCACUGCACUAAUUCUGGGUUGAACUUGACCAGAUUUGCUCGACUACUCUUGUUUUGCUUUUUGGUUGUUUGUGUUAUGUGUCCCUUAUCGUUAUAUUUCUUGGUUAUCGCUAUGAAUAGUAUUGAUGGUGGGUUUGACUUCUCUGAUAUCCACGACAGUUUAUUAUGGGGAAUUAUCUUGUUCAAAGACCUGGGAUCCCCGAAGUAUGAUAGGUGGUUGCAUAUCACUUUGGCGUAUCUCACGUUCAUCAUUUUUGGGUUGGGCGAGGACUCGGUGAAGUUGUAUCAACGAGUGGCACGCAGAAUA
Molecule: messenger RNA, 885 nt
Organism: Babjeviella inositovora NRRL Y-12698
Lineage: Eukaryota; Fungi; Ascomycota; Pichiomycetes; Serinales
Gene: STE3
Product: Ste3p
Exons: 1
Biological process (GO): G protein-coupled receptor signaling pathway
Cellular component (GO): membrane
Molecular function (GO): mating-type factor pheromone receptor activity
Source: RefSeq, a predicted model, not a curated record